UCGCGUUAAUAUGAUGUCAUACGCUGACGCAAAAAGUCUGAGCGCUAUAGCCGAACAGCUGCUAACCGCUUCGUGACAUUGUACUGUCUGUGUACCAUUGAAGUUCAUCGUGUGCAGAAGAAUCAGCGGGUGUGAGCAGGAGGUCAUGGUAGCGAGAGAUGCGGCUGUAGAUUGUGGAGGUGAGGAGAUCAUUCAGAAGGAAGAAGGACUGAGAGAAAAGGAAGGUGAGGAGAGAUUGACAGGGAGACCAGGGGUCAGGGACAGGUAAGAGGGCAUGAUGGCUGACCCGAAUAAUAAUACACACAAUUCCCACGGUAAAUGACCUCCUCCAAAAGACAAGAUGCUCACCAUACUGGCAAAAACGGGAUGAAAUAACCUUAAAACACAGAGCUUCCAGAACAGGUGAGAGUCUCCAACUGCAGCUGUGAAAAUUACACAAUGACACAUUAGCAUCCGUGUCUGGAGACUUUUGAGAUUUUACACACCUAAAAUCCGUCCUUUACAUUAUAAUCUCACUUUUAUGUGCCAGGAACAAAACCUGCUUUUAAAGUGACAGUUCACCCAAAAACGAAAAUUCUGUCAUCAUUUACUCACCCUCUUUUCAUUUCAAACGUGUAGAAUAUGUGGCGAGCCGCCCAGUGCACAAUUAGCGUCGCCAUGGAGACGGAGGCAAUCACGACAGCGCAGCUGCCGGUCGUUUACACCUGCACACAAUGUCGGCCAGCAUAAAAGGCUGAAGCUGAGGAGAAGACAGUGAGCUACGACUCCAAGUCAUGACUAGCAUAACGCUUUCUCCUGUGUUCAUCCAGGUUCAGACGAGUAAUGACCUGCAGCUGCACUUCACGCCGAAACACUCCACAACCCAAGCACACACGGGAACCUUGGUUGCACCGAGCACCACCCCAAAGGACUUCACCCGUGAACCGGACACAUUCCCCACAUCUGGCUUUUCUGGCCACGGUCCUCUUCUGUGUUUUAAUUAAAAACACCCUCCGGGGCUGGUAAACUGUGACGUGUAACGCCGCGCUCUCUCUCUCGUCGGAACACGAGCGCCAUGGAGGAAAUCAUCCGCCGGCUCACCGACCUCACCACACGACAACAGCAGCUUUCCGAGCAGCUGGCACGGAGGCAGGAACAAACAGAGCAGUCCGUGGAGUUAAUGCGCGAGGCGACGGCAGCACGGAUCCCACUACCGGAUGCUCGAGCAGCGGCGCACCACCUCCUAAUGAAGCUUACCGAACAGGAUGACAUCGAGGCAUACCUUCACACAUUUGAGGUGGUCGCCACCCGGGAAUCGUGGGACAAGGCGGAAUGGGCAAGAAUCCUGGUGCUGUUCCUGACUGGAGAAGCACAGCAGGCGUAUUACGCACUCCUUGUCCCUUCCAACGAGGAUUACGACGCCCUGAAGCAAGAAAUCCUUGCCAGGGUGGGAUUGCCUCCCGUCAGUGCCGCCCAGCAGUUCUUCCAGUGGAUCUAUGAGGAACACGCCCCAGUGCGGACCCAGGCCGCCCGGCUAUCGCAGCUCACACACCUCUGGUUGUCACGGUGGACUGCCUCCUGCGAGCCCUGACUCGGCGGUACCGGACGUCGGUCAGCAUGCGUGGUCCCGCCUCCCUCCGAGAGAUGAUAGAAGCGGUAGAGAUGGCGGAAGCCUCCGCAGCCCGAGAUGCUGGAGAGAGAGCGGCGUUGCUGCCCCUGGGGGCGAACCCAGGAUGGCGACCGUCGGAGGGCACCUCCUGGCCAGUAAACAGACCGGCAGCCCCCACCCCCUUGGAUGAGCCGAUGCCCACCGAACCGGCAACCCCAGGACCCCACGCCUGGCUGGCAGGCUGGCCUGUCACCGCCACCCUGGACUCUGGCACCUCCGUGACACUGGUACAGCCUGGUAUAGUUCAGCCCCACGACGGAGGGAAGUCCGCUAACCCGAUCACCUGCGUCCAUGGCGACACCGGACAGGUGCCCGCCCGGAGCGUCACCGUUGCCGCCAAGCCGGGUUCCUGGUCCUUGGACAUCGGGAUCGUGGAUGACCUUCCCGUCCCUGUCCUGCUGAGGUGGGACUGGCCAGGUUUCGACCAGUUGCUCGCUGCCUCCAUGCAGCCGGCCGACCAUGGGGGUCGCCAGCGGAGACGCCAACCGCUAGGACCACGGGGUCGUUGGCCAGUCCUGAUGGAGUGCAAAUGGAGAGUGAACGGGAGGGUGAGUGCCCCGACCCUAACCUUUUCUCUGACCUCUUCCAGCAGAUAACCGGGGGAGGAUCUUUCGGGAGAGAACGGCGGGAGGACAAACGACUGAGGAACUGUUGGUCCCAGGUCUCAACCAAACAGAGGAAAUCAAACUUACGAUCAUCCACAAUGUCACUGAUGAAGAGACCCUUGUUGGUGAGAGAACGUAUGUUGAAAAGUCCAACUUUCAGCACAUUUCCAUCCAGUGAGGAGCUAGCCGAUCUGGCUAAGCUGGCUAACACGCUCUGGUCAACAGUCCGCUGAGUGUUCCUUGCGGCUCGGGGACCUGAAGUCCAGAAUGACCGUAUAUCCUUCGAAUCGUCAUACCUGAAGCCCCGUCGAGACCCACGAUGGAUAUAUUUCGGGCGGGGCCGAUGAAUGAUGUCUUGAUGGAGACAUAGCGACGGCGGAUGCUCGGCAGAGUAACACCGCAGCCGAUAGAGCUCAGUCGCUGUGUAUAGAAACAGAGGGGUCACCACGUGAAACAGUGACGAUAGAACAAUCCAAACAAUGAUGAGGAGAUGGUAAGCCCACAUUGUGUCAGUCAAAACCUAGUUUGACAAAAAAAAAAAAAUGAAAACACCGGAGAGCAGCGGCAGCCAGUAGCGCCAGCGUUCACUCAACCGGAUACCAACCGGCUAUCAACCGGCUAUCAAAAAUGGUCUGUUAUACUGUGCCGCCCUGAGGCGGGGGGAGGAGAAGCUGCUGCUGGUGGUUCCAAAAACCAAGACAGCCACCAUCCUGGAGCUGGCACAUGCUCAUCCCAUGGCUGGACACCUUGGGGCCGCCAAUACGGCCCAAGGGAUCCAAGAUCGUUUCCACUGGCCCGGCCUGGAGGCCGAGGUGAAGAGAUUCUGCCAGAGGUGCCCAACCUGCCAGAAAACUUCACCUAAGUGACCUCCCCCCAGCCCUCUCAUUCCAUUGCCCAUCAUUCGGUGUCCAAGAGGUGCCCCAGGCGUCCACCGGCUUCACUCCGUUUGAACUCCUUUUCGGCCGACAGCCGAGAGGGCUACUGGAUGUGGCAAAGGAAGCAUGGAAACAACAGCCAGCUCCCCACCGCAGCCUCAUUGAGCAUGUACGGCAGAUGAAGACCCGCAUCGAUAGGGUGAGGCCCCUAGUUCGAGACCCCAGCGAGGCCCAGCGCGCCCAGCGGAGGCUGUAUGACCGGCCCGCCCAACCUCGCGAGUUCCAGCCAGGCGACCGGGUGCUAGUGCUAACCCCCAAGGCCACCUCCAAGUUCUUGGCGUCCAGAAAUGGUCCAUACACCAUCCUGGAGAAAGUGGGGCCGGUCAACUACCGCGUCCGCCAGCCGGGACGUCGCCGGGAAGAGAAGAUCUACCAUCUCAACUUGCUCAAGAAGUGGGUGGCACCACCAGCACAAAUGGCCGCCUUCUCCGCAACGAAAGCCACCGAUGGUCCAGAUGGGUGAACACCUCUCUCCCGUGCAGAAGAACGAUCUCCGGGCCCUGGUCAGUUAGUUCCACGACGUCUUUUGUGAGAGACCCGGGCAGACACAAAUCCUCCAGCAUGAGGUUUGGACACCCCCUGGCCUCGUCGUCAGGCAGCGGCCCUACCGGGUCCCAGAGGCUUGCCGACUGGCUAUAGAGGAGGAGAUUACCCGGAUGAAAGAACUCUGAGUGAUAGAACCCUCCCGCAGCCCCUGGUCAAGCCCCAUUGUCAUGGUCCCUAAACACGAUGGCACUCUCCGCUUCUGAAACGACUUCCGUCGGUUGAAUGAAGUUUCCAGCUUCGACGGGUAUCCCAUGCCCCGAGUGGACGAGCUCUUAGACCGGUUGGGCAAGGCCCGCCUCAUCUCCACCUUGGACCUCACAAAGGGAUACUGGGAGGUCCCCCUGAACCCCAACUCACAGGAGAAGACUGCCUUCAAUACCCACUCCGGACACUGGCAGUACAAAGUCCUCCCGUUUGGGCUACAUGGUGCCUCCGCUACUUUUCAACGAAUGAUGGACAUCCUCCUACGUCCCCAUCAAGCACAUGCCGCCGCCUAUAUUGAUGAUUUGGUCGUCCACUCACCAUCUGGACAGAUUGCGGAGAGUCCUGGGGGACAUACGCAAGGCCGGACUAACUGCCAACCCAAAAAAAUGCCACUUGGGACUCGACGAAGCACAGUACCUGGGGUUCCACGUCGGAAGAGGACUGAUCCAGCCCCAGGACAAAAAGGUCAACGCCGUUAGGGACGCAACCCGGCCCCGCACCAAAACCCAUGUACGUGCUUUCUUGGGGCUAGCGGGGUACUAUAGGUGCUUUAUCCCUAACUUUUCUCUUCUGUAGCCAGUCCCCUGACCGACCUGACCAGAAAGGGGCAGCCCGAAACCGUACACUGGACCCCCGAUGUGGAGACGGCCUUCCAGAUGUUAAAACGAGCGCUAGCCUCGUCCCCCCUACUCCACGCACCCGACUUCGGCUGCCCCUUCAUCCUCCAGACGGACGCCUCGGAUACCGGCUUAGGCGCUGUGCUGUCUCAAACCAAGGGGGGGUGAGGAACAUCCCAUCGUCUACAUAAGCUGGAAACUCACCCCAGCCGAAAGCCGGUAUCUCACCGUGGAAAGGGAGGCCCUGGCCAUAAAGUGGGCAGUCCUGGAGCUCUGUUACUACCUGCUGGGGAGAAGAUUCACGCUGGUGACCGACCACGCUCCCCUCCAAUGGAUGGCCAAAAGCCAAGGACACCAACGCUCGAAUAACCUGCUGGUUCCUAGCGCUCCAGGACUUCCACUUCACCGUGACACAUCGGGCCAGGGCCUCCCACGGCAACGCAGAUGGGCUGUCGAGGAUGUGGUCAGGUUGGACAUCCCGGUCAGGUAACUCCCUCCCCUCUCCCCAACAACUCCCUCCGUCUCGUUGCAGGAUGUCUCACUGUACCAGGGCGACACUUUGGGGGGGAGUGUGGCGAGCCGCCCAGUGCGCAAUUAGCGUCGCCAUGGAGACGGAGGCAAUCACGACAGCGCAGCUGCCGGUCGUUUACACCUGCACCCAAUCUCGGCCAGCAUAAAAGGCUGAAGCCGAGGAGAAGACAGUUAGCUACGACUCCAAGUCAUGACUAGACUAACACUUUCUCCUGUGUUCAUCCAGGUUCGGACGAGUAACGACCGGUCGCUGCACUUCACGCCGAAACACUCCACAACCCAAGCACACACGGGAACCUUGGUUGCACUGUGCACCGCCCCAAAGGACUUCACCCGGAAUUGGACACAUUCCCCACUUCUGGCUUUUCUGGCCACGGUCCUCUUCUGUGUUUUAAAUGAAAACACCCUCCGGGGCUGGUAAACUGUGACUUGUGGCUUCCAGGUUAGCAAAAGGUGUGAGCCGCGGCCCCUUCAUGGGGCAGACCAACAUUAAAACAGGCCUUAACAAACACCAGGCGAAGAAACCCCAAAGCUUUAAAUACAGAGGAUAAUCUGAAUGCAUCAGUGCUCAUCUGGAAGAUUAAUAAUAUGUUACCUAAAUUAAGUUUUGGAUGAAACCGGGGUGUCAUAACCUUGUUUCGUCACAGCAAGGCAUGACUCAGUUAUGUCUACACUCUUUCUUCUGAACUAGACUCCAGACUACUUCAGAACUGUGCAGGUUGUGUGUGGAAGUCCAAACCUUGCCAUGUGAAUAAUUGUCACAUGACCGGUGAAGUAACCUGCGUUGUUUUAAAAACUGCGCUUUGCAUAUUCACCCAGCAAGGACUUUUUUAAAGUGCCGGGGGGUCUGAAAAGGUGAAACGCGCAUGGGAGGGAUCUUGACGUCUAUCAUUUUGGCGCAGUGAGGGAUCCAGACGCGCAGAGCGCACUGCGCCUCUUCACAAGUGACAGCGCCAACACAACAUCAAGAGCGCGGUGGGCCGACAGCACCACUACAAUGAAUCACUGCCUUUUAACAGUUUUCUAAAGAUUUGUAUGAUGGUAUAAAACAUAUGAUGGAACUCCAUAAUCUCCUGGACUGUACGUGGAUAAAUUGUUCUCCAAGUGGGAUUUAUCUGUGUGUAUUUGUUUACGGAGACGCGCAUCUGAGGGGCUUUUAGAGAUCUGUCGCUUCUGCGCUCUUUAUUAGCGUAUGGAUUUGACUCAGCUCAUUUAAUCAGAUCACAGCGAGCUGGAUUAUCGUUCGGGAAAAUCCUGGAUACAUUUCAUUUUCUUCCCACAAUGUAUGGAAUAAAUCAGCGCUGCUUGUACAUCUCCUUUCAUUUCUUCGUGGUGUGGUGCCAUGCACAGGGGGAGAAGAAUCACCCUUCUCCUAAUUUUAAGCAGUAUGUGAGGGAACAGGGCUCACUGACGGACCAGCUGAGCCGGCGGCAGGUCCGAGUCUACCAGCUGUACAGCCGAACGAGCGGCCGACACGUGCAGAUCCAGGGCAAGAGAGUGAGCGCCACGGCAGAGGACGGCAACACUUUCGCAAGACUUUAUGUGGAGACAGACACGUUUGGAAGUCGUGUCCGGAUCAAAGGAGCAGAGAGUGGCAGAUACCUGUGUAUGAACCGCAGGGGGAAACUGGUGGGCAAGCCCAAUGGCAGAGGAAGGGACUGCAUCUUCACAGAGAUCGUGCUGGAGAACAACUACACUGCUUUCCAGAACGCUAAAUAUGAAGGCUGGUACGUGGCCUUCAGCAGGAAGGGUCGGCCCAUUAAGGCUUCCAAAACCCGGGAGAACCAGCGAGAAGUUCACUUCAUCAAGCGCCUCCACAAAGGUCCACUUCCUUUCCCGAACUCAGACCAGCCCAAACACUUUGAGUUCAUUAGCUUUCCACCAACUCGACGGGCUAAGCGCAACAGAAAAUCCCACGCUGCUUCCUAACGCCGAAGCGCACAAACUCAUGAGACUUUCUUUUAAUAAUAAAAAGAUGCAGCUUUAUUUUUAUAUAUUUUCGUACUUAACGGACUUGAAAAAGCCAACGACACUGAAUGGAUGCGCAGUUUAAAGGGGUGACGUGUAAAUAUGGUAAGAUAGUAAAAGAGAAUGUAUAUAUUUAAUUAAAAUGCUAUUUGUAUGUGUGCUGCGUGAGCAUUCUGUAAAGACUCAAUGACAUAAUGCUCAAUAUUAAACACAAUAAAAGCAAUUUGCCUUUAAGAGGGAUAUAAACGGGAAAUAGAAAUAAACAUCACAUUCAACCAAAGAUGUUUGACUUUUCCCCAUGUGUCUUGAAUGGAUUGGAAAAUAAAUGCACAAAGUAUGCAGAUUUUUUAUUUAGCUAAAUGUGAAGAAAACCUACAAGACGUUUUCUCAAUUCCAAACUUAAAAUUAAAUUGUGCCCUUGCUAACAAAUGUACAACUUUUUAUGUUUGUUAUUAGCACGUUUAUAAAUCAACGCGAAAUGUAUAUAAUGUAUGACACAAUGUUUAGGGACAAGGGGGAAGUAAAAUAUGCAUAUCUGGGCAAUUCCAUGCGAAUGUCAACCUUACCAUGGAAAAUGAUGUCAACAUUUGGUGGUUGACCCAUGUAAGGUCUCUCUUAGAGUUUUUUUUAAUCAUGAUUUUAGGUAAGUGCUGCUUUAAGGAUCUUUUUUAUGUUCUAUGAAGAGCCAUCCCUUCUCCAUGUGUUGGGUAUUAUUGCUUCUGGUUUGUGCAUUUUAUUUCACAGAAAUCAAGGUUAGUCGCCUCUUAAACACACCACAUGUUUAUUUCCCUUUUUUAGGUAACAGAUGGUUCAAUAUAUUGAUAACAAAUACAUUCUCUGAGAGUUUAUAUAUCCAUCAAGUACAAACGGCUCUCUGCUGCCAACUGCUGGUAGACACUACCACUGCAGGCACAUGUGUGCUGUUGAUCGUCUGUUAUGUCUAGAACAUAUGAUUUUUCCUCUGUCUUUUUCUUUUAAAUUAUAUAAAUUUAUCCUGGAUGAUGCCCUGCAUUAGGUCAUUUUGAACUUUUAACACUAAGCAUCACAUUUGUGUUCUGCAUGACUAACAUAUUAUGCUAAACGAUUGCAGUGGUAAUUUAUUUUAUUCAACGAAUGCAUACCAAUACGCAAGACGCAAUUUAUAUACUAUGCAAACACUAUUUGGGUUCAAUGUCUUCUUUCUUGGCAUAUAAAUGAUCACAGAUUAAAAGUCGUAUUUAUACGUUUAAUUGAAUAGGCUCUUCAUUUUCAUCAUAAGUUUUGAUAUGUGCAGGAUAAUCACCCCGCAGCUGCUGAG
Messenger RNA from Triplophysa rosa, 8351 nucleotides. RefSeq names its product fibroblast growth factor 17 (gene fgf17). NCBI's taxonomy places the organism in Eukaryota, Metazoa, Chordata, Actinopteri, Cypriniformes, Nemacheilidae. Gene Ontology annotation, biological process: regulation of cell migration; positive regulation of gene expression; proteolysis. The coding region runs from base 6368 to 7015 and encodes 215 amino acids. The record is from RefSeq and is a predicted model, not a curated record. Gene Ontology annotation, molecular function: type 1 fibroblast growth factor receptor binding; growth factor activity; type 2 fibroblast growth factor receptor binding. The transcript is spliced from 10 exons. Gene Ontology annotation, cellular component: cytoplasm.